This is a messenger RNA of Leucoraja erinaceus (little skate), 5141 nucleotides long. RefSeq names its product apoptosis-stimulating of p53 protein 2-like. Gene Ontology annotation, cellular component: nucleus. Lineage: Eukaryota; Metazoa; Chordata; Chondrichthyes; Rajiformes; Rajidae. Gene Ontology annotation, biological process: signal transduction; regulation of apoptotic process. The record is from RefSeq and is a predicted model, not a curated record. Gene Ontology annotation, molecular function: p53 binding. Bases 325 to 3783 code for a protein of 1152 amino acids. The transcript has 18 exons.
GGUGGAGAGUGAGGGGAUCGACCGACUCACCGACUAAACGAUCACACAACCAAGACAUCGACACACCGCUGCCCGCAGCCUGCAAGCGGGCACAUUCCUUGCACCCUCCCGCCGCCGCCGCCGCCACCACCACCGCCGCCGCCGCCACCACCAGACACAACAAUCCACGCUGGCGGGGGUUACGUUGAACUGAGACCAGGCUGAGGAAGCAGAAAGUUUGUGUUGAGGGAUCGGGGUGGUCGAGCAGGCCGCGGCCACCGCAGCUCCACUCUCGCCCAUUUACUUUCCGGAGCUGAGAGAAGUGGAAAAACAAAUCCUGCUUCAAUGAGGUUCGGAUCCAAAAUGAUGCCUAUGUUUCUCACAGUGUACCUGAGCAACAGUGACCAACAUUAUACAGAGGUACCAAUCACACCAGAGACCACGUGCCGAGAUGUUAUUGGAUAUUGCAAAGAGCCAGGAGAGGCAGACUGUCAUUUGGCUGAGCGUUGGCGUGGCGGUGAGCGUGCCAUAGCAGACAAUGAGCAUAUGUAUGACAUUCUGCAACAGUGGGGAGUACAGAGGAAUGAUGUUUGUUUCUACUUGCGCCAUGAGCGUCCCCCAAGCACAAUUAGAGAUGCAGGUUGUUUGAGAGUCCAGGAUCCAGCAUUGAAAAGGAACAGAGUCCAGGGCACUAUGGAAAGAAGAAUGGAAAAUGGAGUUAGUGGGCCACGCAUGGAUAUGACACUUGCUGAACUGCAGGAAAUGGCAACUCGGCAACAGCAGCAGAUUGAUUCCCAACAGAAACUGUUGGCAACAAAGGAGCAGCAUCUGAGGUACCUGAAGCAGCAAGACCAUCGAGAUCAACAGUUAGCAGAACAGGAGAAACUACAAAAGCUUCGUGAGAUUGCAGAAAGUCAAGAAGCCAAAUUGAAGAAUGUACGGGCACUGAAGGGACAAGUGGAACAAAACCGACUAAGCAACGGGAAGCUGGUUGAGGAGAUUGAACAGAUGAACAGUCUUUUCCAACAGAAGCAGAGAGAGUUGGUAAUUGCUAUUGCAAAGGUGGAGGAGCUAACCAGGCAACUGGAUAUGUUGAAAAGUGGAAAGAUUGAUGGUUACCAUGACAACCAAUCUGCUGUAGCUGAACUUGAUAGACUCUACAAAGAAUUGCAGUUACGGAAUAAAUUAAACCAGGAGCAGAAUGCAAAGCUUCAGCAUCAAAGGGAGACCCUAAACAAGCGCAACUCUGAGGUUUCGUCAAUGGACAGGCGUAUUGGGGAUCUGCGGGACCGUCUGUGGAAAAAGAAGGCUGCCUUACAACAAAAGGAGAAUGUGCCGGUUUCGUCUGACAAGACUAUUCCACAACAAGCUGUGUCUUCUGCAACCAGCCGUGUGGCUGCGGUUGGACCCUAUAUCCAGUCAUCCACCUUGCCCCGUGCCCCACAAAAACUUGAGCUCCUUGUAAAGCCAGCCUUUCCUAAUGGAUCGUCUACUCUACCCACUGUGCAAGCACAUUCUGCAUCGGUAAACGCCCAGACUCACAUGAAAUCAGUGAAAUCUCCUAUUGCUGGCAUUGCAACUCAGGCGCAUUUGCACACACCGUCUCAGUCUGGAACCGAAAGGAAUGAAUUGAGUUUUGGUGGUUCUGUUCUUCCGCCUUCAACAACAGUUUCCUUGAAUAUUAGUGCUUCAAACCUGGCCAGAGGAGCAGCAGUACCUACUGCAGGUCAAGUUGGUGACGGUGACGUUGUGAUGAGAGACAAGAAUGAUAAGAGAGUGCGUUGUUUCUCCAUGUUUGAAUCCAUGGAUCCAUCUGCAGUAAUUCCAUCAUCUGGAAUACUAAGAAAAAACCAGAGCAGUGAGGACCUUCUGCAGGAAAUUCAGAUUGGUAAUAAGAAUGUGGUUAAAGUACCACCCCCUGUCCCUACCAAACCCAAGCAGAUCUCCUUGCCUUUUUUUGGACCAUCUGGCUUAGCUAAUGCAGCAGAGAUCAAGACUGAAUACAACCCACAGAAGUUACCUGGGUCUCUCGGCAAUGUAGCCAAUAAAUUGAAGCCAACCCAAACUGCCGGACCCCAGCAAAUGCAACAUUGUGCUGCAAAUGCACAAGUUCAGCCAUGUCCUGAGCCACCUCCUGCAGCCACCGUUAGGCCUUUCACCCCACAACCAUCUAAAGAAACUCCUUCCCAAUCCCUGAGAAAACCAGAGACAGUGGCUGCGAGUUCUAUCUAUACAAUGUACACCCAGCAACAAGCACCAGGCAAAAACUUCCAGCAGGCUGUUCAGAGUGCCCUGACCAAAGUGCAAGCACGGCCGCAGUUCACAAGUGUAUACGGUAAACCAGUGGUUCCCGGAUCUUCACAGAGUUAUGUAAGCAAUCAAUCUCAAUCUGACCAGGAUAUUAAUACUCUGCAUUCAAAGAACCAGGAGAAACCUGAUUGCCCUGAAUCAGAGACUGAUAACGUUGCAUCUGAGACUGAACGCAUUCCACGACCACUGAGCCCCACAAAGCUUCUUCCAUUUAUGUACAAUCCGUAUCGAAAUCAGAGUGAUGCUGAUUUGGAGGCAUUAAGGAAAAAACUGUCCAAUGCACCAAGGCCACUGAAGAAGCGUAGCUCUAUUACAGAACCAGAGGGUCCGAAUGGCCCCAAUAUUCAAAAACUGCUAUACCAGCGCACAACACUGGCUGCAAUGGAAACGGCUAGUCCAAUGCCAUUCUAUCAGCCUAAAAAACCUACUUCAUCAGAAGAAAAUACCAUAAAUGACAGCAGAGAUGUCAAUGCUAAGCUAGAUGAGACCACAGCAUCAACAGGUGAAACUCCAGAUCUGUCAGAACCAGUUGUGAAAAAGGACACCAAAGCAGAAGGUGCUGAAGAAGUUGUGAGAGCAUCUCCAGGUAGCUCGGUACCUGUGACAGAGGGCCAGUUAGCUGCUUCUACUCUCUUACCUUCUGUGGAAGAGCAACCGAGUCGGGAAAGCACACUAUCGCCACAGGAAUUAGCAGAAGAAUAUCCUCCUUACCCACCACCUCCUUAUCCUGUUGUGGGUGAUCAUGAGACUGUGGGUGAUGAAAGUUUUACUAUGCGUCCACCUGAAAUUACUGGACAGACUGUCUUACCACCUGGAAAGAGAACGAAUUUGAAGAAGUUGGGGUCAGAGCGCAUAGGUCAUGGUAUGAGAGUGAAGUUCAAUCCUCUUGCCCUGCUGCUUGAUUCUUCCCUGGAAGGUGAAUUUGAUUUAGUCCAACGUAUUAUCUAUGAGGUGGAGGACCCCAGCCAACCAAACGAUGAGGGAAUAACAGCACUACAUAAUGCUGUGUGUGCAGGCCACACAGAAAUAGUGAAGUUCUUGGUACAGUUUGGAGUAAAUGUUAAUGCAGCAGAUAGUGAUGGGUGGACUCCAUUGCACUGUGCAGCCUCCUGUAAUAAUGUACAAGUUUGCAAGUUCCUAGUUGAAUCUGGGGCUGCAGUGUUUGCCACAACCUACAGUGACCUGCAGACUGCUGCUGAUAAAUGUGAAGAGAUGGAAGAGGGAUACAUCCAAUGCUCACAAUUUCUGUACGGCGUGCAAGAGAAGAUGGGUAUAAUGAACAGAGGCAUAGUAUAUGCUCUAUGGGAUUAUGAGUCCCAAUCUGAAGAUGAAUUAUCCUUUACAGAAGGUGAUUGUAUGUCAGUCAUCCGACGAGAGGAUGAGAAGGAAAUUGAAUGGUGGUGGGCACGGCUAAACGAAGCUGAAGGCUAUGUAGCUCGCAACUUACUUGGGCUUUAUCCAAGAAUUAAACCAAGACAGCGAAGCCUGGCAUGAAAUAAAUACCAGAAAACAUUACAGAUAACUACUAUAAAACUUUGUAUGUUUUUUUAAGGUAGUUGUAGCAAUCCGGAUCCAACAGAAUGUUUGCAAUAAAAUGCUGAUCUCCAGACUUACAUGAAGGACAAUUCAAUUUACACUAAAUAUGCUUCUAUAAUGAAGUUAGCUAUUUCUGUUCAGUGUUAAUGAUCACCUAAUACAAAGGGUGAACAGGGUUUUUUUGAAAAGUGUGUAUUUUAAUGGACAAUAAUAUUAGCUUAGAAUAUUUUAAAUGUCUAUGCAGGCAGUAAAGAUGGUUUGGUGAAAAAAUCAAGCUUAUUUUGUCUCCCCAUGAUCGCUAUUUUUAAAAUCAAAGUAUUUGUUAUUGCAUUUGUUAUAUUUGGAGGAUGUUAUCCAGAAGUUGUAUAAUAACUGUAAUUUCUCUUUUUAAUUGAAAUCUGUAGAGGAAAUAUAAAGUAGAAUAUUUAGUCAGCAAAUAUGCGUUAGUUUUAACAGAUACAAGCCAGGCUACAGAAAGUCGAUGCCUUCGGCUUUGUAGUAUUCCAACAUUUUCAUCUUGAUAUUUUACUCUUGAAUAUGAAGCAUUGCAAAACAUGCAGAUAGGGUUUUGAGGGUAGUUCAAAAAAAAUCAAAACAUUUUUGAUACUUUCCCAGACGGUCUAUCGGAUGAAGCAUAAAAUUACUUUGAGGAUGACUCUAGUUUGUCCCUUUUAACUCUUUUUAGCACGGGCUACUAUGUGUCGCCUUUAUUAAUGAAGAAUUUCAUGUAUUGUUCUGAUUUCUAUAUAUUAUGAUAAUUGCAGAAGUAAUAUUUUGUAUUUCUCAAUAAACCCAAUAUGAGGAUAAAAUUAAGUGCAGUCUUUUUCAAUAUGAUAAAUGUAAUGUUAUGGUUUUAAAUUAUUUUCCACUUCUCUUCCGCCCAUGAGAAAUAGUCGAGUAUCUACUUAGUAUGGUCCAAAACUAUUAACAUUGUAUGUAUUAAUAUGUUUAAGAAUUACUGAACAUUAACGAUAAGUAUUUUAUUACUGGGAGUUUAAUUCCUUGUAUAGAUCUGUAAACUCUAUGAAACACCCAUGCCAUUGUGUGUUGGACAACUUUUGUUUGCCCAUUUUCAAGAGAUCUGUGAUGUUACCUGUUUAAUAAUGUUUAUGUAAGAUGUAUUAAAUCUUGUGCCGACAACAACUACAUUUUGCCCCACACUCCUGUACCACUGUAGAGUGAUUCAUUACUUAAUGUGUCACCUCCUGUAUUUUGCCUAACACUAAAUAAUUGAGCUACAGAUUCAAGCAUGUUAAUUUUCUUUCUUGGAAGCUGACAGCUAUACCUGAAUAAAAACUAUGAAUUUUAGGUUUUAA